Messenger RNA from Corylus avellana, 1045 nucleotides. It is a transcript of the gene PPL1, whose product is annotated as PsbP-like protein 1. Lineage: Eukaryota; Viridiplantae; Streptophyta; Magnoliopsida; Fagales; Betulaceae. Gene Ontology annotation, molecular function: calcium ion binding. Gene Ontology annotation, biological process: photosynthesis. Gene Ontology annotation, cellular component: photosystem II; extrinsic component of membrane; photosystem II oxygen evolving complex. The record is from RefSeq and is a predicted model, not a curated record.
CAAAGCCCAGAGACCCUCUUUUUUCUAAUGCCUGCACGGUUCACACGCAAACGCACCAACAAUGGCGUCUCUGCAAAACUCACUGUUUCUCAACUCUUUCCCUCAGUUACAGAAGCACAGUACGUUGCCUUGCUGUAAAAGAGGCGGCAUUUCGUUUCUGGUCAGAGCCGAGCAAGUAGGAACGUCCUCAAGAGUGUCUCCUCCUCAAGACAGAACUGGGAGGCGACAAGUGGUAGCUAUUGGAACAGUUGCCCCUUUGGUUUUUCUUGUCAAUCAGAAUUACAAAUCGUUUGCUGCAGAAACUAAGAAGGGAUUUCUGCCGGUCACAGACAAGAAAGAUGGAUACGAAUUUAUUUAUCCAUUUGGGUGGCAGGAAGUAGUGAUUGAAGGCCAAGACAAGGUUUUCAAAGAUGUCAUUGAGCCAUUAGAAAAUGUAAGUGUGACUCUGAUCCCAACAGUCAAACAGGACAUUCGAGACUUUGGGCCACCAAAUGAGGUUGCUGAAACUUUGAUAAAAAGGGUCUUGGCCCCGUCUUCCCAGAAAACAAAGCUAAUUGAGGCAGUAGAGCAUGAUGUUGACGGGAAAGCAUAUUACACAUUUGAGUUCGUUGCUAAGGCUCCAAACUACACCCGCCAUGCUCUCAGCACAAUCUCCAUAGGCAAUGGGAAGUUCUACACUUUGACCACAGGGGCCAAUGAGAGGAGGUGGGAGAAGAUGAAAGACAAAUUGCAUACGGUUGUGGAUUCCUUCAAACUUUUCAACGUCUGAUGUGGUCAUUCAAUUUUCUCGUAUCAGAUUGGAAACAACCACUUCUGAAUUGCAAAGCACCACCAUGCAUUUUCCUCAGUUGUUUAGCAGCCCAAAUACAAGCCAACAAUUAUUUCUUCCCCCUUCUUUCUUGCUUUCUUUUGUGGAUUUGGGUAAAGACGGAGCCUUGUUCAAUUCUAACACGAUGAUGAGGUGUAGCUAUAGUACGGACUACUUAUUGUUUCAAAUGAAAUUACAAUGGAGGUUAUAAUUAUGUGCAGGAAAGCAUUUUUGCCA